AUGGAGCGGCUGCCGACGGUUCAGCUGUGGCCGGCAAGCUCUGGACACAAGCAGUAUUUCCUGACCUAUUUCGCGCAGGGCCUAGGCCGUGUGGGGAAGGAGUACCUCAAAAGUUCUGCGAGCUUGGCCUUGAGCAUGGGGGAGCUUCAGCUCUUCAGUAAUCUCCUUCCCGAAUUCGGAAGCCUCCCCUGGGCUCUUAAGCCGCUCUUCGUUCUGGUGAUCGAACGGACUUGCUCCUCCCGAGGUCAAGGCCUGGUCUUAGCCGCGGCAGCCGCUGUGACUUCCUUGGCCUGGUUGGCGCUAGCGAUGCUGGAGGUCUCCUCGUCCACCCUGCUCUGGGCCACGGCCCUGCUGUCCGUGGCCUCAGCGCUGGUGGAUGGCCUCACCGACGGCCGCAUCGCCGUGGAGUCGGCGGAGUCGGCGGAGUCCGCGGACGCCGCGGCGCAGCUGCAGCGGCUGUGCCAGACGGGGCAUAGCUUGGGGGCCUUGCUCGUGGGCUUUUCUGCUUGGCUCUUCAGCUUUUCGGAUUGCUUCACUUUGGCUUUCACUUCCCUCGCCUGGGCAUCCAUUGCGCCCUUUGCUCUCAGUGCAUCUCACACUUCGAGGAAGGUGGCUAAGCACUCGCGGCCCGCACCGACCACGUGGUGGACACCACCGACGCUGGUGGUCUCAGCGCUCAGCUUCGCCGUGUGCGUGGCUCCACCGGCGGAUCUCUUCUUGUAUCGCCAACAUGUCUUGGGCUUACAAAACUUCCACCAACCUAUCGUCUCCAUUGCUGGGACCGUUGGCUGGUUCACUUGCACCUUACUCUACCGCAACAUCUCUGGCGUCGAUCGUGGUGCUGGCGGUGCAGAUGCCGCCCAUGCGCCCAGUGUGAGCGCUUUACGGCGGUGCUUGAGAUGGUGGCCCUUCCCAAUGUUGGCCAAGGUCUUCAUCCUCCUGGCUCCCUCCACGGCCUUUCAGCUACCACUGGUGCUGCUCGAGAGCGCAGCCCACGAGUUUGGCAAGGCAUUGACCUUCCUUCCCGUGACGGUUCUGCAGCAACUCCAUGCAGUGGAGGGGUCCGAAGGCAGCUGCUUCAGCUUGAUGCAAGCUGCAGGGACGCUGGGGAUGGUGCUCGGGCGGAACUUGGAAUGGCAGCUCCUCUAUAUCUGCGGAGUGGACCUUGGCCAUGGCGCGGAAGGCUUUCGUAACUUCCCUGCACUGCUGCUGGUGGCGCUGCUGUGGUACGUGCGGAACAUCCCCAUGUCGGCCGUGCUGGAUCGCGGGGGUUUGGAGCAACGCUGGGUCGCCGUCUAUCCUCCAGGUGAUCCCCUGAACUUGCACUUUGACCCCAAUCAGCUCCCUCGCGAUGGGUCUCCUCAGGUCUGCCUCAGCGUGGCGGUGCAUGAAGACCUUUUAGCCACGGUGGCAAACUUGCCAACGCAAAGCGACUCCAGCGCCUUCAGUAGCUUUCCGCGUUUCUCCCCCGAAGCACGGCUGAGUGAAGGCGUCGUUGCUUCUGACAAGGUCGAUCAGCUCAGACGCUCCAUCAGCUCCUUACAGGCAGAGAUGAAGCUCUCGCAAGAGCGCGAGAUCGAGCGCCCCAGUGCCGGGGCACUGGGCGUCGCCUUUGCUCGGGAGAGCCUGUUGCCGGUGGCUGGCGGUAGCCAUCCUGGCUCCCGUGGUCCGGGCAGUGAGCUGGUCUCAGCCGAUUUGGCACCCUGGCCCUCCAUCGCGCCAGCACCUGGGCUGGACAUGGUUUCUUCGACAUCACCUGCCCGUGGUGCUGGUGUGGGUGUCCACUAA
Messenger RNA from Durusdinium trenchii, 1788 nucleotides. NCBI's taxonomy places the organism in Eukaryota, Dinophyceae, Suessiales, Symbiodiniaceae. The record is from the annotation of a GenBank genome assembly.